CGCAUGCGCGGCCGGACCAUGGGCAGGCGGCGAGCGGGGCCGAGCGUGGCCCGGGAGAUUGAUGGACUGGAGGAGAAGCUGGCACGCUGCAGACAGAGCAUGGAAGAGGUGGAUCUUAAGCUGCGCAAGGAGAAGCUCAGCCCUGAAGGAAGAAAGUCACUGGAGAGAGAGAGAAACUUACUAAUGACCAAAGCUGACAACUACGAGAAAGAACUGAGUGUGCUUCGUAAGGAAAAUCGCAAGAAUGCUGCCCUUGCUGUGGCCAUGGCAUUGCUGAUUGCUCUUAUUUACGCCUGCUGGACGAUGUGAUUGCACUGAAGAAUUCUCCCUGCUGAACAAAUGACUCCUGAAAGGAACUCUUCCUCCUCUCACCAUUGUGCUUCCCCCAAGRGUGAGGAUCAGCAUUUCAAAUUACUGUUCUUGUUUGUUGUCUCCAAGCCUUGUUGUAGGGAAGAUUUUUCUCUGCAAAUUGAGGACAGGAUACAAACCAGAAAUCACAGAACACUUGCACUUAGAAAUCAGGUCAAGCAGAACUCACAGUGAUGCCAUCUUACCCAAAACAAAACAGCCAGCCUGAUCCAGGACGGCAAUACAUUCUCCCUUUUGAAGCAGACCUCUGUGAUGGCAGGUGCUUUCUGCCCAGCCCAGAUGGAAUACAACACAACCUUCUUGACUCCUGUGACAGUCAUAAACUGAAGGGACCAAGCUCUUGCUUUAAAGGGUAAUCUGUAGGUAUCACAAUUUUCUAUGUUCCCAAAGGUGAGCUAAAGAUGCUUCUUCCUUCACCCUGAGUUCCAUGACCAAAGGACUCCUACCUCCACAAAAGCAGAUGGGAUGUAGGUAUCUCUGAAAGUGGGUAGACUCAAAAUUGUGAUCUGGGUGCUUGGUCUGUGAGAGGAUCUGCCUACCUCUUCAGUGCAUCAGAGCUUGGUAGCUAUUUUGUGCCUUUGAGAAUCAGCACUUGCAGAAGACAAUUUACUAUCAGCUCCCAGAGAUGGAAAUGGUUCUGUACAGCUUUAAAUAAAAUUAUCUGAC
This is a messenger RNA of Malurus melanocephalus (red-backed fairy wren), 1035 nucleotides long. It is a transcript of the gene CCDC167, whose product is annotated as coiled-coil domain containing 167. The record is from RefSeq and is a predicted model, not a curated record. Bases 4 to 309 code for a protein of 101 amino acids. The transcript is spliced from 4 exons. NCBI's taxonomy places the organism in Eukaryota, Metazoa, Chordata, Aves, Passeriformes, Maluridae.